Molecule: messenger RNA, 1732 nt
Organism: Acaromyces ingoldii
Lineage: Eukaryota; Fungi; Basidiomycota; Exobasidiomycetes; Exobasidiales; Cryptobasidiaceae
Product: Aminomethyltransferase folate-binding domain-containing protein
Exons: 3
Coding region: 210-1532 (440 amino acids)
Cellular component (GO): mitochondrial matrix
Molecular function (GO): protein binding
Source: RefSeq, a predicted model, not a curated record
CGUCACAUCGAGCGGACAAGGCUGAGCUCAGAAAUCCAGCCAAGUCCAAAUGUGAGGCGCGCGCCUCCGGCCGCCAAUGUGGAGAAGGAAGCUUCCGGUUUGUCGGACGGACGGUCGCUCGGUCAGAAGGAGGACAAAAAUGGAACGGAAACAAAAAAAAGGUUAAGGCUCUCUCUGGCUCUUACCUCCGACUGCCACGACGAGCAACCAUGGCGAUGAACAUGGGACCAUUGCGGGUCGCUGCGGCAGCAUCUUUUGCUCGGGUACAGCCGACGGGCACAGUACGGUCCAUUGUGACGCUCGCAAGCCGCGUUGGUCACCUGCAUUGCACUUGCUGCUGCUGCUCCUCUCGCUCCUCCCCUCUCCCCUCAAAGGGGAUCUGGUCCCGAACAAGGCGGUUUGCAACCGAGCCGAGCGCCGGUGUCAGGGCAGCCAAGGUACCGCACCAAGCACUACUCUCGGUGGAAGGCCGGGACGCCAUUAAGCUACUCCAAGGCCUCGUCACCAACGAUGUCCGGAGGCUGGAGGCUGGUGGCGAUGCCUUGUACUGCGCCUUCCUCAACCCGCAGGGGAGGAUGAUAGCGACGGCCUUCCUGCACCUCAUUGCCCCCGACCAUGUUCUGGUCGACACGGAUGCGCGUACAGCAGAGUCGCUGCUAGCCUUCAUCAAACGCUUCAAGGUACGCUCCAAGGUCAAGCUGAGUGAUGUCAGCCAUGAGUACUCCGUCUGGGCUCUCUGGGGUGCCGGCUCCGAGGAAGUAAUCGAGCAGCUCAAGGGCGAUGGCAGCGGCAUCGUUGUCCUCAGCAGAGAUGGACGGACGCCGGAGAUGGGCCAUCGACUCCUGGCAAAGGCCGAGGCACAACUCCCUGCCGCUAUCACUGGACUCGCCUCCUCGACAAACACGCAGCAGGACGCAUACACGGUGCAUCGCACCCUCCAGGGUAUCCCCGAAGGGCCUCUCGAGAUCUUGCCGAAUCAGAGCCUUCCACUCGAGGCAUCGCUCGACUACGCAGGUGGCGUCGACUUUCGAAAGGGCUGCUACGUGGGCCAGGAGCUGACGGCGAGGACGCACCACACGGGCGUCGUCCGCAAGCGCGUCGUUCCCGUCAGCCUGUACUCGCUUGGUCAAGCGCCUCAACCACCGGCAGCGCUGGCGUACGAUGAGCCUAGUGCGCAGCAACACCUGCAGCCCGACAGCGGUGCCGAUGUCCGGUCGGUCCCCGCGGCUGCCUCUUCUUCUUCAGCUGCAUCAGAGGCCCCUGCUAGACCUGCACGAGGAAGGUCUGCAGGCAAGUACCUGUCUGGGAUAGGAAAUGUCGGCCUGGCCCUCCUGAGGCUUGAGCAGGUCGCGCGAUGGACCGAGCCCGGAAUCGAAGGCGCGGCCGACACAGACGGCCUCUUGAUCAGGACCAAGGUUGGUGACGAAGACGUCGGGAUGCGGCCGUGGAUCCCAAGCUGGUGGCCAAAAGCCGAGAGUGAAGGGAGGGGCAAGCCAGCGGUAGGCGUGGGCGAACAUGGCGUUCCAGAAUGAUUUGUGGACAAUUCGAAAAAGUAUGGUACAAAUACAUAUGAGAAUGGAAGCCACAGCCAGAGCACCGUAAUCAUCUAAUCGGCGUCCUCCAACUCCUUCCUGCUCUUUGCGGCAACCUUGUCAAGGUAUUCGCCAAGUCUUGUGACCAGAUCUGCCUUGUUUCCCGUCUUUGGUAGGCGGUAGUACUCGCACGCUGCCUU